This is a messenger RNA of Dendronephthya gigantea, 2143 nucleotides long. RefSeq lists its product as uncharacterized. Lineage: Eukaryota; Metazoa; Cnidaria; Anthozoa; Malacalcyonacea; Nephtheidae. Gene Ontology annotation, molecular function: fibroblast growth factor receptor binding; growth factor activity. Gene Ontology annotation, biological process: positive regulation of cell population proliferation; cell differentiation; animal organ morphogenesis. The record is from RefSeq and is a predicted model, not a curated record. The transcript is spliced from 4 exons. The coding region runs from base 70 to 837 and encodes 255 amino acids. Gene Ontology annotation, cellular component: cytoplasm.
GGCCGUCGUGCGAUUCAAAAGAAUUUCUUUCAUAACAAUUUUAUUCAAAAAUGCGGUAAGUUGGACGUGAUGGCCUGUUUUGGAUUCGCAAGCUUUGCUUCUUGUUGUGUUUUGGUCAGCCUGAUUCAGCAAACCGUGGCACCGCCGUCUCCCAUUAUUGAGGCCUAUAAACCCACCACCGUAGAGCCAACAACAGGUUUUCAAGAAGGAAAUCAGGGAUUUGGAGGUCUGGACAAUCUACGUACGAUGCUAACAAGACUUGAACACAAGAUUGACGAUUUCAAUAUGCGAAGAAGGUUUAUGGAAGCUCAAAUGAAGGCCCCAAAUGGUCUUUUUGCCAGCAGAAUGGAAGCAGCCUUGGACUACACGAACCCUGGAACACCAUCAACCGUGUAUCACAAUCAGAAAAUCGUGUCUGUCAAUGGAAUGUUCUUGCAGAUCUUCCCAGAUGGAACAGCGAAUGGAACUAGAGAUGACACCAGCCCUUACACCUCUCUCUCCGUGGAAAUGGUUGGGGUGGGCGAAACGGUGAAGAUAAUGAUUAAAGGAGAAAAAAGUAAGAAGUAUUUGACGUGUACCAAAAACGGGAAAAAAUUCCAUGCUAUGACUAAGAAGUCCUCGAAUGGGGUAUUUUUAAUUCCUCAGCCACCAAAGCCUAAGGACACGCGUAAGAUAACGCAACGCUCACUAUAUUGGAAUACAAAGAAAUACAUGAACCUUAAAUGUGAAAAGUACGGUUGGUUCCUGGCGUUUCGUCACAAUGCUCAAUUGAAGAAAGGUCGUCGAUCCAGUGGAAGGAAAUUAGAUUCCUGGUUCAUGUUGUUAUCGGGUGUAUAAUGACAGUUAUGUCGUAUCGACGAAACAAUACCUCGUGGAAGAGUAUCAAAAACAUGGUAUACAUCCUCAGUGCUGAUUCAAAAUUUAAGUUAAUUGAUAAACACGCACAAGAAACUACACAAAAUUGCGUAAAUGUACAGUUUGAGUAAACGUGUGCCGCAUCACAUAAACAAUAUUAAUAUAUAGGAUAGAAUGCUGGGUAAAUUGUUAUACAUAUAUAUAGAUACUGAAGCUAAUAUAAACGUUUUAAGUUAAGACAAAUGCAUAUAUCGUUAGAAACCUCGCGAAUAUAGCACAACAUGCAGGUUGAGUUUCGCCAUGAAAGUGUUGAUGAAAUUACGAGAUGGGCGUUUCCAAUAUAUUUUUAAAGUAAAAUUAAUUAUUAAAUGCAGGAUCUUUUUAGCAAUGCCAAAUCUUUGCACCCGAAUGCACUUUUCAGUUAUUUUUUGACGGAAUACUUUGAUUAGAUCCCGAGGGCAUUAAAUUUAACGAGUGCGAUUCAGAAAAUCUCUGAGUAGCUAUAUGCUUGAUUUCGUGUCAAAAAAACACAAACCCUAAUAUUCUAAGAAUAGUUGGAAAUAUCUCUAUAGUUUCCUAAUGAUACAUAAUCAUUUGAACGCAGAUUUUUCUUUACUAAGUAAAUCAAAUUAAGAUGUAUAUUUAUAUAUUAUUUAAUAGAAUGUAAUGUAGUAUAAUACAAAAUGUAAUUUAUGACAUAGUAACCCAGCAAAUAAUGUUAUCUCUAUAGAAAUCAUAUUUGUAAACGCGGUGUUUAAUGGUUUGAGUCUCACAGUUACAGCAAGUAAAGUGCCGAUUGCCUCGGAGUAUUGCAUUAUAAAACUGCAUGCCCAGAAUAUUACGUAAAAUGCUAAGCCUAUAACGUAUCUAUCACAUGUAUUACGUAUUGCAAUCUCUUAAAAAUCAUUUACGUAAGUCAACUUUACAGCAUUAGCUAUUAAACAAUUAAUGCUUCAGUAUUGAUGAUCCAAGAUAAUCAAAGAUCACUUACUAUCGAUAAUUGAUCUCAUGAACUAAUUAUGAAUAACAUAAUUAAUAAAAAUUUGUAAUAUAAUAACAUUACGUAUCAAUUGUUUGCAUGCUCCUAUUUACACGAAAAGAACCACUAAAAUAUUUAUAACGUACUUAUACAUACGAGCCAGGAGGCUAUAUCAGGAAUUUAUAACGGGUGUAAAGUCGCUAUCAACUGUACAUUUAAAUACAAUGUAAAGGAAAGUGUAUAUAUAUAUGUAUUAUAUAUAAGCUUUUGUUGAUUUUGUUGCAUGGUAAUAUGAAAUAUAUUGAUUUA